CGGACGGGGGUUUGGAGGCGGCGGCGAAGUGAGUCAGUCUGAGGGGAGCGACGUCGAGACAAGAUGGCGGCGAUAAUGGCGGCCGCGGGAGGAGCAGCAGCGCUGGCGGCGGUAGGGCCCGGCCUCGCCGGUUCAGCGAUGGCGUCGUCCUCGUCCUCGUCGUCUUCCUCCGGCGGCUACUGCCCGCCAGCCCUCCCUCCUCCGGCUCUCCCCCCGCCUCCCGGCGCGGUCCGCAUCGGCGACCGGCUGUACUCGGGGGUCCUCAUCACGCUGGAGAACUGCCUCCUGUCGGCCGACGCCCUCCGCUUCACGCCUUCCAUGGGUAGCGGCCUGGACGCCGAGACCGAGGCUCAGCUCCGAGUCACCGGCUGUGAGCUCAUCCAGGCCGCUGGGAUCCUGUUGCGGCUUCCUCAGGUGGCCAUGGCUACGGGGCAGGUGUUAUUCCAGCGUUUCUUUUAUACAAAAUCAUUUGUGAAGCAUUCCAUGGAGCAUGUGUCGAUGGCCUGUGUUCACUUGGCAUCGAAAAUUGAAGAAGCCCCAAGGCGGAUAAGAGAUGUCAUUAAUGUGUUCCAUAGACUUCGGUAUCUGAGAGAGAAAAAGAAGCCUGUACCUUUGAUAUUGGAUCAAGAGUACGUUAACUUGAAGAACCAAAUUAUAAAGGCUGAGAGGAGAGUUCUGAAGGAGUUAGGAUUUUGCGUACACGUGAAGCAUCCCCACAAGAUAAUCGUUAUGUACCUUCAGGUAUUAGAAUGUGAACGUAACCAACACCUGGUCCAGACCUCAUGGAACUACAUGAAUGACAGCCUGCGGACAGAUGUCUUUGUAAGGUUCCACCCUGAGAGCAUUGCUUGCGCCUGCAUCUACCUUGCUGCUAGGACCCUGGAGAUUCCACUUCCAAACCGCCCUCACUGGUUCCUGCUGUUUGGAGCUACGGAAGAGGAAAUCCAGGAGAUAUGCACAAAAAUUUUGCAAUUAUACACACGUAAAAAGGUUGAUCUAGCUAUCCUGGAAAGCCGAGUAGAGAAGAAAAAGCUCGCCAUCGAAGAGGCAAAAGCGCAAGCCAAAGGCCUCUUACCAGACGGAACACCCAAUUUGGAUACUGUUUCAGGGUUUUCUCCUGCUCCCAAAACUGAGUCUCCAAAAGAAAAUAAAGGCACCAAGCCUUCCCCACUUGCUGUGCAGGUGGUAAAAAAUGCCAAGCGGAAAAUGGAAGGGACGAAGCGGGUGAAAUCCAACAGUCCCGUCAAUGGCGUUCAGAAAGGCCGAGACAGCAGGAGUCGGAGCGGAAGCAGAGACCAGAGUUACUCCAGGUCUCCCUCAAGGUCACCAUCUCCAAAGCAGAGGAAAAGUGAAAGCUAUUCCCCAUCGAGCGGCUCCAAAUCCCACAGCCGCUCAAGGAGCCGAAGUGACUCUCCCCCGCGGCAGUUCAACCAUGGCAGCUCGAGCUACAAAGCCUCCAAGAUGAGGAGCUACAAGAAGGCCAAGGGGUACAAAUACACCUCUCCCAAGCAACGGAAAUCCCGCAGCAGGAGCUCAUCGCGAUCCCGGAGCCGCUCACGAGAACGCUCGGAUCACUCCGGGAAGUACAAGAAGAAGAGCCACUACUACAGGGAUCAGAGGCCCGAACGGCCCCACUCCUAUGAGAGGCCGGGCCACCGCUACGAGAGGGAGCAUCCAGGCCACAGCCGGCAUCGCAGAUGAGCAGCACCAGAGAACAGCCAACGCGAGCUCUUGCUCUGUCUUCCAGGGGCUCACAGACUUAAAACUCUUGGUGCCUGCUUGGUGCAAGGAAGGAUAGUUAGAAGGACUUAAUUGUGACAUGUCCCAUUUACUAUGGUUGGGGUUUUUUUUUGGAAGGGCGGGUAUCUUUUGAGUCUCCUCAUAGUGUGGGAGAGCCUCCCUCUCUUCCUGGAUCAUCUGUCUGCUCGACAGGCGAUGCUCCUUUGCUGCUACAGAAGCAGGACUGUUUCCAAAUAAUAUUGGACUCUGUGGAGAGAAUUGCCUUAUGAGGCUGGUCAGAGUGUUCAAACAUUGCCCUUCCCAGCCCCAAAGGAUUUUGGACACUCGACCAUACAGCAUUGCUUGGUGCUAACAGCAGUCCUUGUUCGUUUAUUUCGCAGUGGACUUGAUUGCGUUGUAGAACACAAGGUGGUUUUUUGUUUUUUAAAAUCAAUGCCUAUAUUAGGCGGCCUUUUUGUGUGUGUAUAUAUCUGGUGUUGGAACAGUAAGGACAGAGAAAGGCCUUAACCUGUUAAAUUUCACCCACAAAGUGCAAAUGCAUUGAAUUAAACUGGGGGUGGGUGGGCUUUGUAACCUGCAUACUGAAUAUUGAGAAAUUCGAAUUCCUCAACUAAAGACUUCUCCUCACCCCCUUCUUUCUUUUUGCAUAAAGAACUCUGUGGAAAUGUGAAAGUAUUUAGAUUCAGUGUGUUGGAAGUGGUCUAUUUUUUUAAAAAGUGGUGAAAUGCCUGGUGCUGGCCACCAGCUCAGGACUUCGGAUGCUUUCAUAUAAUAUAACGUUUUAUGUGGUUUAGAUAAACUCUCUACUCAGGAUCUUUAAAAACUCUUGAAGAACUGAUAGUUUGCCCUCCCGUUGCUUGCUUAUAAGAAGGUGUUUAUAUUAAGAGAGAAAUUGUAUGCAGUGCAGGAAUAUCCGUUUUAGUGGUAUAUCUGAGCUGUCUUCCUGUUCCCAGAUUUUCAUUAAAGUAUUUGAUUUUAUAUUUAAAAA
This is a messenger RNA of Lacerta agilis (Sand lizard), 2728 nucleotides long. Its product is annotated as cyclin-L1. Gene Ontology annotation, cellular component: nucleus. The transcript has 11 exons. Lineage: Eukaryota; Metazoa; Chordata; Lepidosauria; Squamata; Lacertidae. Gene Ontology annotation, molecular function: cyclin-dependent protein serine/threonine kinase regulator activity. The record is from RefSeq and is a predicted model, not a curated record. Bases 64 to 1701 code for a protein of 545 amino acids. Gene Ontology annotation, biological process: regulation of transcription by RNA polymerase II.